UCGCGCUGUUUUCUGGCCACCGCCACUUGGACACCUCCUCCUCUGCUAUCCCUCUGUGCCACGAUGCCCUGCCUUGGAACCAGACCUCCACGGACUGAAACCACCACACACGAUUGUCACGGUAACGAAAGGGAUUUGGAACAGCCUUACCAACAAGUUGUGCUGAGUCACUCUAUCUCCACAUGCGAAAGAGUGAAGUUGGAUCCUUACUUCAUCCCACAGAUAGAAAUUAACUUCAAAUGGACCAGAAGUUCAGAAGUAAACUCUUCAAAAGCAGAAUCUGGGCGUCGGUGCCACAUCCUCAGUCCUCUGAACAGCGGAUGGAUGCUGACUACACUGAUGCUGAGUUUACAGAAAUUAAGUCGCUAUAAAGACAGUUAUAAAAUUCAGAUCAGUGGAAGUGAAUGUAAUUUGUGCCUUACUGUCAUGGAUACAGAACACUACAGGGCACUGACGAAUGAGAAAUAUAUAGCUGAGGGCACAGUCAAGUUUGGCAAGGACGGACUGAAACUGAAGGCCACAGCCACGGACAGUAACAGAGGUCAGAACAGGAGAACUGGGAAUAUUGACAUGGACUGGCUUCCCCAGCCAAGACAGGGUGAUCGUAUGAUCCACGCCUGGCCAACUGUCACAGUGGGAAAGCCGCAACCUGAGGAAACCUGCACUCCCGCCCUAAGUCACCCGCGGGCCCAGUCUCUCCGCAGCCGCUCCACCCCGGGCUCGCGCCCCGGGUUACUCGGUGGGAAGGACUUUCACCUUCGCCUUCCUCCUCGGGCCGCGUCCCCGGUGCGGAGCGCAGCGCCGCGUGCACGUGGGCGCGGUCCCCCCGGACCUCCCUCCCGUGAGCCGAGUCCGGGGGAGGCGGUGAGCGCAGCCCCCCGCCCGGACACUUCACCCGGAAGGGUUUUCCCGACCAAUCACCAUGCCCGGCUGUCCGCGUCGGCCCCCUCGGCCCUUCGGCUGCUCGGUCCUUCGGCCGUUCGGCCCUUCGGCUCCUCGGCCCCUCGGCUGUUCGGCCCCUCGGCUCGCCCAGUCCCUCACGCUCUGGCUGGGCCCGCUCGGGCGCUCCCUCCUUGCUCUCGCUGGUGUGAGCCCCCCUUAACCACUUCCGGGUCCCGCGUCGCUCCGGAAGCCCGCAAGUUCCGGAAGCCCGAGGAGGCCGCGCUGGCCGCGGACAAGGCGAGCCUUCCAGAGAAUGGGCCUGAGAAAGUUCCGCGGAGCGGCCGCGGCCGCCGCGCCGCCAAGGUCAGUGUCUGCCCGCGCGAGGCGAGAGCGCGCCCAGGUCGCCGCGGCCGGCCGGAGCCCCGCCUGGCUCCGCGCGCCCCCCUCGGCGGCCCUGGGCUCCGGCUUCCGGGAAGAAACGUCAGCUUCUGGUUUCGGGAAAAGCAGUAA
Messenger RNA from Chinchilla lanigera (long-tailed chinchilla), 1392 nucleotides. Its product is annotated as translation initiation factor IF-2-like. Lineage: Eukaryota; Metazoa; Chordata; Mammalia; Rodentia; Chinchillidae. The coding region runs from base 64 to 1392 and encodes 442 amino acids. The transcript is spliced from 8 exons. The record is from RefSeq and is a predicted model, not a curated record.